CUCCAUCCUCGCCGUCUUUGCAUCCUCGCAUCCUAAAAAGGACGUAGGAGACAGCUGUGCUCGCGGAGAAGCCGGUCUUUCUCGGCUGCUCUUGUGAGUCUCGGAUUUCUCUCUGCAGUUCACGUAUGCAUUUCUGAUUGAUCCUUCGUCAGCAGCUCGAGACUGGAGAGUCACUGGAGCGUUUUUUCCCUUGGCCACAAGAUGCGCAGAACCGUUUCCACGCCUGUCUUGUGUGCCUCCGUCUGUGUUGUCUUGGUCUCUGUCGCGCUUCUGCAUGCAACUCCAGUCUCCUCGUCUUGCCUUUUUUCUCGAUUUCCCUCCCGCGCAGUUGUCGAGUCGCGCGUUCAGUCUUGUCUGCCAGGCGCAGGACGCGAAGUUUCUCGUCUGCUGGACUCGGGCGUUCCUGCAAGUGCUCCGCUGCGGCGAUUGCAGCCUCGCGACGCGCGUCUCUCUCGGCCUUUUUUGACACUCCCUUCUUCUUCUUCCUCGAGUCUCUUGUCUUCCUCUCUCUCUCCUCGGGUCUCGUCUUCCAGGAAUCGGCUUCUUCCCGCAGCUUGGCUGUCGGUUCUUCGCGGGUGCAUGCGCGCGGUGUCGCGGACUCGUACCUCAGAGGGACAGCCGUUCCUCCUCCCUUUGCCGUUCUCGACGUUCCUUCGUCUGCACUUCCUCACGACUCUUUUGUCUUUCACUGCUCUCGGCUUCAACGCCUUUCUUUCCUCGCGUCGCCUCGUGCUCCUCCCCUCGCUGCCGCGCGCCUGCCUGCAACUUCUGAACGGAAACAACCAGCUCCACGUCUUUCUCAGGAGUGUAUGCACACCCGACCUGCCCGCCCUGCAAGCGACGGUGAGUGGGCCGUUCUUCGAGGAGCUCCAGUUCCGCUUUCUCCUGCAGAACUGUCUUCUCUCGCCGCUGCUGGCAGCAGUCGGCUCUUCUUGGCUGUCAGUUGCUGCUGGCCCAGGCUGUCGUCGCCUGUCGCCUGUGAAACUCGAGGACGGAGAGACGACGGUCCGGAGAGAUGGUCAGGGUGCAAGUUCCCCCUCAGACGCAACUGCGAGUUCGAAAGAAAACGCAGAGUCGACGCAUCCGGAGGCGAGGAAGCGGAGACUCGGCUCUGUGGAGGGGAGUUCUCUCCGCGAAAAGCUUGCGCGCGUUUUGCGAUGCGCGAGACUCGUGGAGACCCGAGAAAGAUUUUUUCGGGAUGUUUCCGGAGCGAACAGUUCGGAGAAAGACUUGCGCGCUGGCUGCCAACAGCAGCUUCUCCAGGAACGUCGAGAAGGAUCUUCACCUCGUUGUCGAGUUGAACAGACUCUCCGAAUCGCCAUAACAUCCAUCCUCUUCGCGCUGGCUCACUAUGUUCCCCCCUCCGUUGCGUCUCCCGUCCGCCGUCAAUUCCGGCGCGCCGUCGCGAAACAGAGGACGCGCCUCGGAUUUCCUCUCGAACCGUCCGGAGCGAAGCGCUUUUCCAUCGGUUCGGUGUCCUCUUUCUCUUCUCCCUCUGUAAAGCAGUGGAGCCCUCGGUCUGCCGCACAGUCUGCGGCUCCGGAUGCGGCUUCGUUUUCUUCUUCGACCGCGUUCACAUCGGUCCCUCUCGCUGAAGAAGAACUUUUUUCUGUCGAUUCACCCCAACGCCGAGUGGAAGACUGCGUGGCUGCGAACCGCAUUCUCACUGCCGCAGUGCAAGGCUGCGUCUGGAGUUACGCCGCGGAGAAAGGCGGUUUCGCAAGUGCUCUUCUGCUUCACAUUCUGCACAAUCUUCAACAAUUUCUUUUGGUCGCUGCGUUCCGCACUUUCGUUCGCAGACGGCAAGAACGACUUAGCGACGGGCGUUUGAAAGAGAGUCGCGUCCGUGAGAGGAUUUCUUCUCGACCUUAAGUUCCUCGCUGUUUCCGAAGAAACUCUUCGCAUCUGUGGCGGUGUAAGAAAGAUUCAGUCCCACAACCUCCGCGGAGAGACCGCUCGAGCGGCUCUGGGAGCUCGUCUCGACCGCGAGACAAGACUGGACGCGACGAUUGUCAGUGUUUUUCAGGAACGUCGUCCCCGGAGGCCUCAUCUCUCAGCAAUGUUUCUAGGUUUUCUGAGGAUACACGACGAAGUGGACUCCUGUGUCGGUCCCGCAGUCUUCGUUGUACUGAGUGUCAACAAAAGUCCCGCUUUGUGCUUGUCGCAGAGAAUGACCUCAGAACGAGCGAGACUAUGAAGCAAAUGCUUCUCCGCGUUUUUGAGGACCCUGGUCGACACAGAAGUUCCUCCACUGCUUCUGCAGCCUUGAAACGCACUGCAGAUGAAAGUGCAACGCAAGUUUUCUUCUCCAAACUCAGAGCUCUCGAAACGUUCCGGGGACAACGUAAAGAGGAGAAACGAAGUGUGUCAGGUCUUGUUAAACGGCAAGUCUGCGGCGUUUCCCACGCGCCAUCCGAUCGAGCCGAGUCCACGUUUCAGGACAAACUGCAGUUAAAUCUGUGUUGUGGCAGCGAACUAAUGGACUGCGUUAAAUCAAAGAUGUGAUUAGUGAAGUGAGAUUCCACGGUGACUCGACAAUCGAAAACGGUCUUUCUCGGUCAGUCUGAGAGGACAGCAAAGAGCGAAGAAAAUCGCGAUCGUCUCGCUGUGUCUUUGAAAUAAAAAAGCCGCAGAUACAGCAGUGUCUGCCCAAGGAGAUGAUCGACCCGUGAAGCCUAUUUAUUGAUACUCG
Messenger RNA from Toxoplasma gondii ME49, 2692 nucleotides. RefSeq lists its product as hypothetical. The transcript has a single exon. Bases 202 to 1872 code for a protein of 556 amino acids. Lineage: Eukaryota; Apicomplexa; Conoidasida; Eucoccidiorida; Sarcocystidae. The record is from RefSeq and is a predicted model, not a curated record.